This is a messenger RNA of Amyelois transitella, 1592 nucleotides long. RefSeq names its product dynein assembly factor with WD repeat domains 1. The record is from RefSeq and is a predicted model, not a curated record. Lineage: Eukaryota; Metazoa; Arthropoda; Insecta; Lepidoptera; Pyralidae. The transcript has 9 exons. The coding region runs from base 1 to 1260 and encodes 419 amino acids. Gene Ontology annotation, molecular function: protein binding.
AUGAAGUUACUGAAGUUCCACCUGAGGUACCAUCCCCCGGGCAUCAUUCUGGAGUAUUCUCAGAAGGGUGUCAUCAAGAACAAAGAUAUUGAUCUUUUGGACCUCAACUCCAAUUCGGACAUAAAAGAAAUAGCACUGAGACUCCACAAAAAGGAGGUUCUCAUAACUGAGGAGGUCCGCGAGCAGUUGGAGCAGUGUCUGGAGACGCUGAAGAAGAGGAUAGAGCAUGAAGGGCCAACAGGGAAGAGGUUUUACAUCUACAAGACUCUUAUGACUCAUGUGCUGCCGCUAACCAAUGUGGCCUUUGACAAAUCUGGAAGAAGAUGCCUCUCGGGCAGCUACGACAGGACCUGCAAGGUGUGGGACGUGGAGAGCGGCAACGAGAUGAAGACCCUCGCUGGCCACCAGAACGUGGUGUACUCCGUGGGGUUCAACUUCCCCGCUUGCAACCGUGUAGUUACUGGUUCCUUCGACAAAUCAGCCAAAGUCUGGGACCCCACGACUGGGGAAUGUCUCGCCACGCUGUGGGGUCACAAUGCGGAGGUGGUGGCCGUCCAGUUCAACGCUAAGAGUGACCUGGUCGCCACUGGGUCAAUGGACCACACGGCGAAGCUGUUUGACGCUAGGACUGGUCAAGAGAUCCAUAAUUACGAAGGUCACACGGCGGAGGUGAUAGCUCUGCAGUUUGACCCCAACGAGGGUCAGAGGCUGAUAACGGGCUCCUUCGACGGGACCAUAUCGAUGUGGGACACAAGGGUCAGCGAUCGUGUGUCUGUCUUUCGCGGUCACGAGGGCGAGAUCUCCAAUGUCCAGUUCAACUGGGACAGUUCUCUAGUCGGCUCCUCUUCUUUGGACGGCAGCGCUAAACUCUGGGACGCCAGACAGAGCUCCUGUCUUGCUACUGUCGCUGGACAUACUGAUGAGGUCCUGGAUAUCUGCUUUGACUGGGCUGGCCAGCGCAUGGCCACCUCCUCCAGUGACUGCUCGGCGAGGAUCUACGACGUCAGAUCAGACUUCAAAGAGCUGGCCGUCAUGAGAGGACAUCGCGAGGAAGUCUCUAAGGUGUGUUUCAGUCCAGCGGGCGGUUGCUUGCUGACCGCCUCGGCGGACAGGAGCGCCAGGGUCUGGAACACCACCACCGGGAACUGCAUCCAGGUGCUCUCCGGCCAUCAGGGGGAGAUCUUCUCCUGCGCGUACUCCUACGCAGGCGACGCCAUUGUGACGGCGUCCAAGGACAACACCUGUCGCAUUUGGAGGUGAUUGGAUUGGUGGCUCUAGCCAGUCACCGUCCAACCUGAUUUUAGAAGACAGUUUUUGAAAAUUUAAAAAUAGAAUGGAACAUUUUGUGUGUUGUUAGGGAUGUUGGUUGCCAGGAUUCAAAACGAUAUUAAUAUACUUACAUAUUGCUUUUUUAUUUAACCAAUGAUGAGUAUCAGUUAUUAUGUAUUCAUAAAAAGAGUCUUUAAAAGAAGAUUGGCGAAACUGGACCGCAUUUAUUUACAAAAGCGUGCCCGAACGAAAAUGUAUUAAAUAAAAAGAGUUUAAUUCGUAUUAUUUAUUACCACAAAAUCGUGAUUUAAAAAGUAGGGAUU